CCUACUUUAGGUCUGGAAGUCCUGUGAGACGGUUGCAGUCAAAGUCUUAAUUGUGCAAAGGGUUUCUGUUUCUUGUGCUUCUUGUGUUCCGCUUUGCUGGUAAUACUGACAUGGAGCCAUUUUAUUCUCUGGCAUUUGCGUUUGGAUUGAACUCUCUAUUGGAAGGAGAUAUGUUCGACAUUGUUGGAAAACUUCCUGAAGAGAUAAGUGUCAUGAUUCUGAGAAUGUUGGACUCCAAGACCCUUCUGUCUGCAGCUAUGGUCAGCAAAAAGUGGCUGAGCUUGUGCCAUGCAGAUUUGACUCUGCGUACUAGAAUCAGGCAGCAGAUACAUCAGGAAAGAAAGGAAAUUUGGAAUCCACGUGUUAUAGUGAGAACAUAUCAGAAUAACUCUCAGCCUUUAGCAGCCUUCAGUGGAGUCCAUAGGAUAACUGUUUCAGCUGUAUCAAAUUGGAUUUACUGCCUCUCAUCACCAUCUCAUAUCAUCACAUCAUGAAUUGUUAGCUUAUGAAGAAUACUCGCCCAAGACCUGAAAAGAUCCAGCUGCCAGUAACCCAACGUCACAAAAUUC
Molecule: messenger RNA, 569 nt
Organism: Cryptotermes secundus
Lineage: Eukaryota; Metazoa; Arthropoda; Insecta; Blattodea; Kalotermitidae
Exons: 4
Coding region: 111-494 (127 amino acids)
Molecular function (GO): protein binding
Source: RefSeq, a predicted model, not a curated record